Molecule: messenger RNA, 3590 nt
Organism: Xyrauchen texanus (razorback sucker)
Lineage: Eukaryota; Metazoa; Chordata; Actinopteri; Cypriniformes; Catostomidae
Gene: prdm8a
Product: PR domain zinc finger protein 8
Exons: 3
Coding region: 1011-2420 (469 amino acids)
Biological process (GO): regulation of DNA-templated transcription
Cellular component (GO): nucleus
Molecular function (GO): protein binding
Source: RefSeq, a predicted model, not a curated record
AACUAUCCCCUAAAAUUGGCUAUGUAAAUAUGCCUUAGGACUAGGUAAAUUGGGACAGUGACAACACAAGUUAGUAAAGAUAUUACAGCAAUUAAUACAAAACGGACUGUAGCAAAAUUAUAUUAGGCCUCCUAUUAAUCUCACUAUAAUAAUAUAUUUUUGCCGCAUUUGUGACAAAUCAUGAAAUUGAAUUUAGGAUUAUUUUUUAAUUAUGAUUGAAAUUCCAUCAGCAAUUCUAUACAAGAUAGAUGGUUUUAUUGUUAAAAAAUAGUACUUAACAUCACUGGAUACAUUAGGUUACACAAUUAAAACUCAUUUUAAGUGUUAGAUCAGGAAGAUAGUGUCCUAACGUAACAAUUAGGUUACAGGUUAUCACUUUUUACUGUGUAGAUAUGAUGUUAGAUCUUUGGCUUUGGUGCCAGAGCCUCUCUCAAGUAAUUCUGUGAACGUUGAAGGCCACCUUUCAGGCCUAUAUCUGAAGGCGUGUAUGGCCUAAAGCCAUUACACGGUUCACCAAUCAUUAACGCCCGAGUGCACUGGUGUUAAUAUGACAGUAAUGAGUGAGGCAGGGAAGGCGGCUCAUCUCAGCAAUGUCAUUUUAGACAUUUGAGCCCGAGAUCUGAGCUCAGAGAUCAUGCACACACAUCCGUGAUAGGCGUCCUCGGGGCAGUGAACCAGAAGGAUUAAUAUUAGGGAUAAGACCGCAGAGGAACCAGGAGAGGUCACAAGGAUUGGGGCGGAGUCUUGUCCUUUUUUUUUUUCUUCAUUGGGAUAAAUGAUUGAGGUUAAAACUCAGGAAUCAUUGCUCAGAGCAUCCAGUUAGAAGAAGACAUAUCUAUAUCAGGACACACCAAGAGACUCAGCUGAGAGCAGUUUAUAUUUGCGGCUGUGGCAUAAAAUGGUAAGAAGUCUUUAUGCUAAGAACUGAAAAUAUAUGAAAACCAUACAGAAAAUUAUUUAACAUUAAAAGGGUGAUUUUUCAGGGUUCAGAGAAAAGUGUGCGUUUUCUGAUGGACGCAGUGGCUGCCAAACGCUGGAUCACCGACCUGCUGAGCAGCAUCCACACAUCUCGAGCCAUACCUGCAGGAGCUGUGUUCGGUCCAUGUGCAUUAAAACACACGUCGCUGUGUGACAGUAUUGCAUUCAUCGCCUUGAAGUGUUCGGACAGACGGACUGCGUCAUACAUGCUCCAGGUGGACACAACAGCACCAAGUGAGUGUCUGAACCUGAUUCAGUCUGCUAGGAAUGCAGAGGAACAAAAUCUAGAGGCUUAUAUGAAGAAUGGGCAUCUAUUUUUCAAAGCCUUAAAGGAAAUUCCUGAGAACACAGAACUUUUAGCCUGGUAUGGGAGAGAUCUAGCCAAACUGCUUGGCCUAAACUCUGAGCAAAAGAACACAAAAGAUUUCAUUUGCUCUGAAUGCAAACAGAGCUUUCUCUUUGAAUUCCCCUUGUUGGCACACCAAAGAUUUUUCUGCACCGAGAAACCAACAAACCAAAAUAGCAGUAGAAAGAAGCUUAUCAAGCCAGAAAUUAAUUUACUGAUCGGCAAACCUUCUACCGACUUUCACAAUUUAGCACGAGAGCUAGAGAACUGCAAGAAAAAUCUACCAGUAGACGCAAGAACUAGUAGCACCAAAAGAAGACGCUCUUUUGAAUCAGGAACUGAUGAGAGUGAUGGGGAACCAUCAUCUUUUGACACCCAUGGAGAUGAAAAGCUAUCAGUGAAAAGGUUUUGUGUUAACAGAUUGAACGGAAAAUCCUGGUCACCCUCCAGCAACCAGUCUUUCAGUAAAGGCCAAAAUUCUCAAUGCAGCCAAACUAAAUGCCAUGACGACCACUCUGCAAAUCCAGACGGCCAAGAAUUGAAGUCUAGUACCAUAGUGACCAAGCUUUCGUCUCCCACUAAAGGGUUGCAAGAUGUCACAGGUGACAUCAUUUCAUCAAACCAGGAAAGGAAGAGUGCUUUCACACAACCUCCUCGUGUCAUGUCCCAUAUCCCUCUAGUGAUGUCAGCCAGGCUUACCAGCGACCUCAUCCCAACUAGGACAACUCUCCUCCCCACCAUUCUACCACUCACUUCCCCCCCGGUGCUCAACUUCCAGAGCUCUGCUUUGCUACAUAGGGAUCUUCCCAAACCACUGGCUCUUCUACAUAGCACAAAGCUUUGGCCCAAGACCUCCCGGCUUCUGCCCCCCUCUAUCACCUCUAUCGGUUUACCUAUGCAAAACUGGUGCGCUAAAUGUAACAUUUCUUUCCAUAUGACAACAGACCUAGUGCAACACAUGAGGUCUCACCACAAGAGGCGGCUGUCCGAUGAGAGGAAGAGGACGCACAGGGAGGAGAGGCUGAAGUGUCCGAUCUGUAAUGAAGCGUUCAGAGAGCGCCAUCAUCUGUCACGCCAUAUGACCUCACAUACAUGAGCAUUCAAAGCUGUUUCUCAAAAUGUAAACUCUUUUAAAGAUGUUUUCAGUGUAAAAUAAAGUGUUACCAAAUGGUUCAGUUUUGUAAGCUAACUGUUUAAUUUGACCAGAUUUACCGUAAUAAACAUAAAAAGACCAAUUUAUUGUUAACCCAAUUAAUUAAAUGUUUAUAUAAAUAUUAUUUAGUUUGAAACUGACUAAACAGUUUUCUAAAUGUAUUCUUUAAUGUUUAAGAUUUAUAUGUUGAUUUAGGCUUAAUGUAAUAGUUUUUAUAUUAAUAAUAAUGUAUGUAAAUGAUUAAUUUGAACAAAAUGUUUAAAGGAAUAUUCCGGGUUCAAUACAAGUUCAGCUCAACCGAAAUAAAACAUUUUUUCGACUUGUUCAUCCUUUUCUUAAAAAAAAAAGAAUCUGGGUUACGGUGAAACACUUACAAUGGAAGUGAAUGGGGGCCAAUCAGUAAACAUUAAUAUAUUCACUGUUUCAAAAGUAUAGCCACAAGAGAUAAAUAAUAUGUGUGUUAACAUGAUUUUAGUGUGAUAAAAUCCCGUACCAACCUUUUCUGUGUAAAGUUAUAGCUUUUUUUACAAAUGUGUUGCCAUGACGAUGUAGCCUAAUGUCAACAAACCCUAAAAUGACGAUUUAAACAACUUUACAGCUCAAAUAAUACUUGAGUUUUAACAGAAGAAUUUAUGUAAGUGCUUUUAUAAACUUAUAAGCUUCACAUUUCUGCCUGUAAACCAUCCAAAUAAAUUCUCCAUUCACUUCCAUUGUAAGUGCCUCACUGUAACUUCGAUUUUUGCUUCUUUUUUUUUUUUGCGACAGACGAAUUGAAAUUAUUUUCAGUGGCAAUCAAUAUUAUGCCACAAAUGCUGUCGAUUGAGUUUAACCUGGAUUUAACUCGGAUUAUUCCUUUAGGUAAACCUGAUAAAACUGGCGUUGUUUUGUACCUGGCGCCCCCUAGUGCUGAGCACUUACAAGGCAAAAUAAAUGGCGCUGUAAAUUUGUGCCGUCUAAAUGUCAUUGCUAUCAAGGGACAUUACUGUUUUUUUUUUUGUUUUUUUUUGUUCUUUUUGAACAAAAUUACUCUUGGAUCUGUUUUUAGGGUGGUGUCAGUAGUUUCUGUGGCGGGUGGGCGGCCCAAGAACCCCCCACCCUAAACCCGGCCAUGCU